Paraglomus occultum is the source of this 137-nucleotide messenger RNA. Lineage: Eukaryota; Fungi; Glomeromycota; Glomeromycetes; Paraglomerales; Paraglomeraceae. The record is from the annotation of a GenBank genome assembly.
CUGCAAUCUUGGUUGGGUUGGGGUUGGCUGCUCUUUGGAGCUUGUUAAGUCUGUUUUUUAUUAAAAGCGAUAUCUUUCUAUUCUUGCGGCGCAGUAGCGAAGUGGUAAGAGAGAAAGGUGGUGGUGCGGUGCAAUAA